UAGGAGGGGUGAGGAGAAUGGACCAUCUAUCUUUCCCAAUCUCACGAUCUGUGUUUACAACUAAAGGGUGGAGAAGUGUGAGGAAGAGAUGCAGGAGGGAGAGCGAGCGAGUGAGGGAAAGGGAAGGAGAGGGGUAAAAAGGAGUGAGAAAUAGAGAGAGUAUGAGAGAGGGAGAGAUUGAUAGCAUGUCAGGACUCAGUAGCUUCCUGUUUCUACACUCUACAUUAUACCUUUCAUUUGGACCCUGUCCAGCCAACAGGAAUAGCAGCGUGUGAGGGGACAGCUUCCCCUGCCCUGUCGGAAACAGGCUCCUGCCCAGAAAACAAACAUACACAAUUACACACACACACACACACAUACACACGUGUGCUGCGGAGAGGACUGUCGACGCAGGGGUGCAUCAUGAAGUCUCAGCAGAAAUGCAUCGUAAUCUUUGCGUUGGUGUGCUGUUUCGCCGUGCUGGUGGCCUUGAUCUUCUCAGCGGUGGAUGUCUGGGGAGAGGAUGAAGACGGUAUAACAGAGGAGAACUGUAACAAGAACUGCAGGGUAGUGCUUGUGGAGAAUAUUCCAGAAGAUGUCACCUUCUCUGAGAAUGCUACGUCCCACCUCCCCCUCUCUGCUGGGCUGCACAGCCUGUUGGACCUGGCAGUGGCUGGUCACUCUGUGGAGAUUGUGUCACCUCAAUGGAACCUGAACUCCUCCAACUAUGAAUCCAGAUUCCUACAAUCUUCUAGGCAGGGUGAGGCUUUGCUGCAAAGACUGCAGGGGCUGAAGAAGAAGGGAAUCAAUUUGAAGAUAGCCAGUGGAAUGAUCAACUCUUCAGAGCUGAAGAGCCUGUCUCGUCACAGUGAGGUACACUAUAUUAACAUGACAGCCCUGACCAAAGGCUUUCUGCACUCUUCUUUCUGGGUGGUGGACAGGCAGCACAUCUACAUCGGCAGCGCCACCAUGGACUGGCGAUCACUGUCCACGAUGAAAGAACUGGGCAUCAUCGUCUACAACUGUAGUUGCCUGGCACUGGACCUGCACAGGGUAUUCAACCUCUACUGGCAGCUGCAGUAUAAGGACUUUAUACCGUCCAUGUGGUCCAAAAGGCUGAGCGCCCUGUGGAACAAAGAUGAGAACCUUCCGCUUCUCUUCAACAACACCAAGGCUGAAGUCUUUGUCUCUAGCUCUCCAGAUGUCUUCUGCCCUAAAGACAGGACCAGAGACCUUGAUGCCAUAUCCUACGUGAUCCAAAAGGCCAAGAGGUUCAUCUUCAUAUCCAUUACAGACUACCUGCCUCUCACUAACAGGAAUGCUCACAGAUACUGGUCACGUAUAGACGGGAUGCUUCGGGAGGCCUUGAUCCUGAGGAACAUCGAAGUGCGUCUGUUAGUAAGCUGCUGGGAGCAGACGCAUCCCCUGACCUUUAACUUUGUGUGGUCCCUGAAGACCCUGUGCAUGGAGCUGGCCAACUGUUCGAUGGAGGCUAAGUUCUUCAGCCCCAGGGAGCAGAGAGAUGGCACGCUACAGGGAAUCAACCAUAACAGAUUCAUGGUGACAGACAGUGCUGUGUACAUAGGCAACUUUGACUGGGUGGGGAAUGAGUUUACGUUCAACGCUGGAGCAGGCAUGGUGAUCAAUCAGGCGGAGGGGGUGAAGGAGAAGAACUCAACGUUGGUGGAACAGGUGAGGGCUACGUUCCAGCGGGACUGGUAUUCACGCCACACCAAGAGCCUGCAGGCUAACAAGAUCCCAGUCUGCAACAAGCACCAGCUCAACCAACUGGCACAUCUCAAAAUCGCUCAACCAACAGAGAGCAAUGGGAGUAAGGAGAGUCCCAAUGGCUCCCUGUGAAUCCGAAGACGUGGUGCGUUACAAGACUGAUUUAUGCAGGCUUUAAGAGAAAAAUAACAGUUUAAUGCUGAAAUCGGACACUGUAGACAUAAUAUAGGACUUGGAGGGCAUUUGUUCAUCUAUUGAACCUUCUGCAUAUUUCAUCCUGACUGUUUCUUACAGAAGACAUUCGUGGGAAGGGAACUGAUCAAAUAAAUGGAUUUUCUAUUGACUGCUGAACCUCAGUAAAUAUAGUUCAUUGUUAAAUCCAUUUUGCCAAAAAUGACAUCAUUCAUCACAACCCUUUUAAAACCCUCCCUGGCCAAAGCAGGUUGGAGCUGCAUGGACAGUAGUGUGGAGAUAUCCUAUACAAAUCUAUACUCCAAAAGGUGUUUACCUGGUGUGUCUUCAAUAUUAAUUUACAAAGUGCAGCAUACCUCCAACCUCUUAAGUAAAAGUUGCAUAGUCUUCUAUUCUGUAUAUUUUCUUUGUUGGAAACACUCAAUAGGGUAGAACUAGAUAUUUAACUUGUGAUAGAGCUUUAGGGCUGUUAUGUUUUUCACAUGAUCAAAUCAUUUAUAUAUUAUUCAUUAUUUUUAAAAUGUACCUUUCUGUACUCAAAAGGUGAGCGUCUUGCUUCCUGGAAAGUGUUGAAACCACCAUGUCCCUGGACAGUACUUAGUUUGUAAUGGAAAUGCUAUCAUACACCGGUCUUAUGCAUAGGUUAAAACAAAAACCAACUGCAGAGGUCAAUAGCAUACUAACAUUGGAAGGAGCUGCCCUUUAAGGUCUAAGACAGGGAUGGGCAACUGGCGGCCCCCCUUUUGUAGGCCCACGGAUCAAUUUUCAAAGCCUUAAAACAAAAAAUCUGUUAGGGUCUCAACUUACUGUUGAGUUAGAAUAGUAGAAUAAACAAGGUGACCUUUUGAAAUGUGGUUGUGCAUCAGCAGUUUCUUUCGUUAUGUCAGUCACUGACAGUCACCCAAUUAGCCCCAUGUCAGCAAAAACAACUGUGAUUGUAAGUUAGCUGGCCGCAAGACUAACUAAACUUUUAGUAAUCAUGGUUGAAUUACCGAUUUGGGGGGCCUCCAUUAAUGUUAGUCACAUCAUAUUAAAAACUGCAAACCUUUCUCUCCACCCCAUGACAAAAUUUGUAGAAUUGCAUGAAAUGAGUUCUAAAAUUGAGAAAUCUUCUCCGCCUCAUGGCAAAUAUGUAUAGAAUUGCAGGAAAUUAACUCUGAAACGUAUAACUUCCACUUAAUGGCCCCCAAAAGGCUCGGGCUCUGAUUGCAUGUGUGAGUAUGGAUGUGGGUUACACAGACCCGUGAGCCACUGUGGCCCCCUAUGAUGAGUUCAGCUUUGUUGUGGCCCCCACCCCCAUCAAAGUUGCCCAUCCCUGGCAUAAGGUAUUUGUUAGGUAAAAUUACAAGACAAUGAUUUUACCUAAUGGAAUAUUGGUCAUAGAUUCCCAAGGUCUUCAUGAAUAAUUAGGUUUAUUAGGUACAACUGGAAAAGGGUGUUGAACCAGUGGGACAACUGUAGCUCUCUUUAAAAACAGAUGUUGACUUAUAGAACAGAUAUUGUAAAAAACUAUUGGAUCCGAUUUCAGUCAGUAAGAUCAAUAGCAUGACUUUUUAAAGACUGCUAAACACCAUUUCCAGUUCCCCCAAGGACAUGUUUUGAAAUAAGACCUUAUGCAUUGGACUUAACACCGGCAGAGAAAGUAACCACAGCAACUCUUUACACCACCCGCAUGAUAAACUUUGCGCCUGAACAUCAAAAAUGAUCAACUACAGGAGUAGUAGUUGAACACCUUGAUCAACACCUUUUUAUGAACAUGUCACUCCAAUGACUAAAUACUGUAUGUAAUAGGCCUAUCUGUGGUGUUUGAUUGGCAUUACACUUCUAUUAAUUCAUUUUCAUCUGUCUUUUCAUCGUCUUUUUACAGUAAUAUAAUGGGAGAAUACUUUCUCCAUGUUUACAGGUGGUUCUCUUCACACAUUAUUUUAUAACUGCGGUUCUGUUAUAUCAUAUUUUGAUACAAGAAAAAUAUUAAUAGUUAAUUGAAAAAAUAACAAUGCACGUACUUCCUGAAAAUUUUAAUACAUUUGUCAGCGUUAACCAGUACAUAAAUGUAGCAUUAACACAUCUAUGAUGUACACUGCUCCUAUGGCAGACAAUGUUCUUAAUCUGACAGUAAAUAUCUGUACAACAACUUACCCUUUAACUACAGGUAACUGCCAAAAUAAAGGAAACAUCAUCAGAGUGUCUUAAUAGGGCGUUGGGCCACCACGAGCCGCCAGAACAGCGUCAAUGAGCCUUGGUAUCGAUUCGACAUGUCUGCAACUAUUGGAGGGAUGCAACACCAUUCUUCCACGAGAAAUUCCAUAAUUAGUUUUUUUGUUGAUGGUGGUGGAAAACGCUGUCUCAGACGCCGCUCCAGAAUCUCCCAUAAGUGUUCAAUUGGGUUGAGAUCUGAUGACUGAGACACACACACACACACACGCACACACCCUUUAAACCCCCUAUGCUCCUUUGAGACCCCUCUUUCAAAGGCACAGAUAUCUCUUCUAGCCAUGGUAGCCAAACUAACGGGCAACUGGGCAUUUGUAUACAUGACCUUAAGCAUGAUGGGAUGUUUUAAUUGCUUAAUAAACCAUGAACCACAACUGUGUGGAAGCACCUGCUUUCAAUAUAUAUACUUUGCAUCCCUCAUUUACGCAAGUGUUUCCUUUAUUUUGGCAGUUACUUGUAUGUCCUCAUGCCAUAAAGAGGUAGUCAAAGGCAUCGAACUGCUGUUGGUGCAACAGUCCAGAGUAGGCUACUUUAUAUAUUGUUUUACGAGUGCAUCAAUAGUGACUGUCAAUGAUCUGUUUAGGAAUGCACUUUGUCACUGUACACGAAACAUGUUUUCUUCUUCAAUUGCUGGCAAACCUUCAGUCACUGUAUUGCUCUUGAUGUAGCAAUUCUGCGAUUAACAUUUCCUAAGCUAUACAUCGAACCCAUUCAUAACAGAUCAAAGCAAACCAAAUUUGGGGUGUGUCCCAGAUACAACCUACAGUAUAAACUGUCCCUGAUUCACUGUUGCCACCUAGAGUUAGUUUAAGGAAAGACUAUUUCUCUCACCUGCAAACAGGCACAAAGGGUGUCUGAAUACAAAGUAAAGAUGAAUGAAUAGUCUUGGUCCUCAUCAUCACUUGCACAUUAGACAGACAGCCUACAUUUUAUUAGAAUAGUCUCCUGUGUAGUUUGAAAAAUGUUAGAUUAGAUUUGAAAAUCCACUGUAGGCAAACAUGUCAUACACUACUACUGAAUGGUAAAUUAAUUCAUUUAAAAGGUAUGAUUGUAAUAUUGUAAUAAUAGCUUGGAGGAUACCACUGUGGUCAAGGUGAUUUACAGUUAAUUUAAAAGCACAUUGCAUAAUGUGCUUUUAAUAAGGGCGAGAACGGAGCAAAUGGAAUGGCAUUAAACCAUGUGUUUGAUGUAUUUGAUACCAUUCUACUAAUUCCGCUCCAGUCAUUACCACGAGCCCGUCCUCCCCAAUUAAGGUGCCACCAACCUCCUGUGUUGAAGACAUUGAUUGGGCUGGUUCGACAUUGCAGCCGACAGUGCAGGCGACUGCCAACUGACUGUUCUACAAAUCACCUUGCAUCGUAAAUAACGGCUUAUUAUUUGUUGAUCAGUCAGUCACAAUUGACCCAUAAUACAUUACGGUUUUGAUGCUCUCGAACAUGACCAUUCAUUUCGAUACUAUUACAGUACAAUGACUGCCCUCUGGAGGACAAUGUCCCACCAGUUAAUUAUAUACUGAAUACAAAUAUAAAAUGCAACAUGUAAUUUUACUGAGUUACAGUUCAUAUAUAGAUAAUCAUCUGUUGGUCACAGACCUUAAAAAAAGAUGAUAGCAUCAGAAAACCAGUCAGUAUCUGGUGUGUUGUGCUGCAUAAGCCAAAUGGUGGUCACAUCUCCUUCGCAUAGAGUUGAUCAGGGUGUUGAUUGUGGCAUGUGGAAAGUUGUCCCACCCCUCUAAUGGCUGUGCGAAGUUCCUGGAUAUUGUCGGAAACUGGAACACGCUGUCGUACACGUCGAUUCAGAGCAUCCCAAACAUGCUCAAUGGGUGACAUGUCUGGCGAGUAUUCAGUCCAUGGAUGUUGAACUGGGACAUUUUCAGCUUCCAGGAAUUGUGUACAGAUUCUUGUGACAUGGGGCAGUGCAUUAUCAUGCUGAAAUAUGAGGUAAUGGCGGCAGAUAAAUGGCACGACAAUGGGCCUCAGGAUCUCGUCACGGUAUCUCUGUGCAUUCAAAUUGCCAUCGAUAAAUGCAAUUGUGUUCGUUGUCCAUAGCUUAUGCCUGCUCAUACCAUAACCGCCACCAUGGGGCACUCUGUUCACAACGUUGACAUCAGAAAACCGCUCACCAACAUGAUGCCAUACACGUGGUCUCCGGUUUUGAGGCAUAUUGGACGUACUGCCAAACUCUAUAAAAUGACAUGAGGGCGGCUUAUGGUAGAGAAAUUAACAUUCAAUUCUCUGGCAACAGCUCUGGUGAACAUUCCUGAAGUCAGCAUCCCAACUGCACGUUCCAUCAACUUGACACAUUUGUGGCAGUGUUGUGUGAUAAAACUGCACAUUUUAGAGUGGCCUUUUAUUGUCCUCAGCACAAGGUGCACCUAUAAUGAUCAUUAUGUUUACUCAGCUUCUUGAUAUGCCACACCUGUCAGGUGGAUGGAUUAUCUUGACAAAUGAGAAAUACUCACAAGGAUGCAAACAAAUUUAUGCACAAAAUUUGAGAAAUAAUAUUUUGGUGCGUAUGGAAAACUUCAGCUCAAGAAACAUGGGACCAACACUUUAUAUGUUGCAUUUAUAUUUUUGUUCAGUGUACAUUACACCAUCUGUUUCCAAAUGUACAAAUAAGCAGAGUAAGUUAUGCCUUACAAAUAUGUUCUUAGUCAUAAUACAACAUACUUUUUUUGCUUAAUUUUGGCAUGCCCACUGUUGCAUGCCCUGCCUUUAUGAACUGUAGGACUAAAGUACAAUAGACACCCUUAUUUUAACAAUAUAUAUUUCAAAAUACAAAAUGAGUGUAUAUUUAUUGUAUAACCUUGAUGCCUAUAUCGAAUUGAUACAUUUAAUGUUUACUCUUAAUAAUAAAAAAUCUGAUAUGUA
This is a messenger RNA of Salvelinus fontinalis (brook trout), 6983 nucleotides long. Its product is annotated as inactive phospholipase D5-like. NCBI's taxonomy places the organism in Eukaryota, Metazoa, Chordata, Actinopteri, Salmoniformes, Salmonidae. Bases 403 to 1839 code for a protein of 478 amino acids. The record is from RefSeq and is a predicted model, not a curated record. Gene Ontology annotation, molecular function: catalytic activity. The transcript is spliced from 10 exons.